GCUAUUUCGUCUCUCUCCCUUCAACAAAAAAAAGCCCCCAAACGAUUCUUCGCGAAAUUGUCUGCGCCUCUUCGUUCUCUCGCUCCGUCGUCUGUGAAAUCGAUUCAGAUACUUCAGGUUAAGGAUGUCAAGAGGUACAUACAUUGUUGGUGCUCUUGCGGGAUCUGCUGUAGUAGCUUACGUGUGUGACAAAGUUAUCUCUGAUAAUAAGAUAUUUGGAGGCUCUACCCCGGGAACUAUAACUAACAAGGAAUGGUUGGCUGCAACUGAGGAGAGACUCCAAGCAUGGCCAAGAACCGCUGGUCCUCCCGUUGUGAUGAACCCUAUCAGUCGCCAGAAUUUCAUCGUCAAGUCACGUCCAGAGUGAUUUGCCUUCUGGUGCAUCGUUCUCAUUCGUUAUGGAUUCAUUUAUGAUAUUUGCUCUUUUGUGUUUGAUUUGAGGAUCGGCUAAUUGCUCUAGCUGGUUAUAGUAAUAAUCUGUGUUGAUGGAUAACACAUUUAUUCAGACCAAGCUUUUCCGGAUGCAUGGCUUUUUGUAAGGUUUGUUGAUUUUGACGAUAAAUGAAAUUCGAGCCAACAAGACUCAGCUUAGCUUCCACAUGAUGGGUUUCCCAACUUAGAUUGAAAAAGUUGGUGGUUUA
Capsella rubella is the source of this 641-nucleotide messenger RNA. RefSeq lists its product as uncharacterized. NCBI's taxonomy places the organism in Eukaryota, Viridiplantae, Streptophyta, Magnoliopsida, Brassicales, Brassicaceae. The record is from RefSeq and is a predicted model, not a curated record. The transcript is spliced from 3 exons. The coding region runs from base 125 to 367 and encodes 80 amino acids.